This is a messenger RNA of Balearica regulorum gibbericeps (East African grey crowned-crane), 1521 nucleotides long. The record is from RefSeq and is a predicted model, not a curated record. Lineage: Eukaryota; Metazoa; Chordata; Aves; Gruiformes; Gruidae.
AUGUCCCUCCGUGAGCAUGCGCUGUCCCUCUUCCGCAGCGCAGUGGGCACCGUCCAGCCGGCUGCAAUGCUGAAGAGGGCUGUGAAGCUCCAGGGAGGUGAGUGCCCUCAGCUGCUCGUGAAGGGCCGGGCCUUUCCAGUGAAGAGGGACCUGUACCUGGUGGGUUUCGGCAAAGCUGUGCUGGGGAUGGCCGCAGCAGCAGAAGAAAUCCUGGGAGACCACCUCGUUCAGGGGAUCAUCAAUGUGCCACUAGGCAUCCAGGAGAGCCUGCAGCGAGCAGGAACGCAGGAGAUGCUCCUGAAGCCACGCAGCAAAAUCCGGGUCAUCGAAGGUGCCAAGAACAACCUCCCGGAUGCAGAGGCUCUGAAGGGAGCAGUUGCCAUCCAGGAGCUGGCUGAGGGCCUGACUGCAGAUGACCUGCUCCUUGUGCUGAUCUCAGGGGGUGGAUCAGCCCUGCUGCCUGCUCCCAUCCCUCCCAUCCUCCUCAAAGAGAAGGAGGAACUCACAAAGAUGCUGGCUUCCCAAGGAGCUGCCAUACAGGAACUGAAUAUUGUCCGGAAGACUCUGUCCUUGCUGAAGGGUGGAGGGCUGGCCCAGCUCGCAUAUCCCGCACAGGUGGUGAGCCUCAUCCUUUCUGAUGUGAUUGGUGACCCCGUGGACAUCAUAGCGAGUGGGCCCACUGCUGCCAGCUCCCACAGCAUCCAAGACUGCCUUCAGAUACUCGCCAAAUACAACCUGCUACACAACCUGCCCAAGUCAGUGGAAACAGUUCUGUCCAGCUCUCCCACCAAGCCCAGUGCUCCAGAAGACUACUCCCACGUUUGCAACAUCAUCAUCGGAUCAAACAUGCUGGCUUUAGAAGAGGCCAAACGCCAAGCUGAGGGCCUGGGCUAUGCAACUCUGAUUCUGAGCGCAGCAGUCUGUGGGGAAGUCAGCCGUGUUGCCACGCUGUACUGCCAGCUGAUCCGGCUAGUCUGCCUGGGCUUCACCGGCCUCAGAGAAGGGCCCCUGGGUAAUGAGGUGAGAGGGAAUCUCCUGCAGCUGGUGGCAGAGCUAGAGAUCCCGGGUUUGAACCUUGCCGAGUUUCUACAGGCCCUGCGAGGAUUAGGACCUGAAAGACCAGUCUGCAUCCUGGCCGGUGGAGAAACCACGGUUCAGCUUCAAGGAACGGGCAAAGGAGGGAGAAACCAGGAGCUGGCCCUGCGCGUGGGGCUGGAGCUGCACAGGGCACAGGCUACAGAACUCAGCAGCCCCCCAGGGAGAUGCGAGAUCGUCUUCCUCAGCGGGGGAACGGAUGGGCAGGAUGGGCCCACGGAGGCGGCGGGUGCCAUCUGCAGCCUGGAGCUGGUGGAUGAGGCACUGCAGGAGGGCCUCGAUGUGGAGGCUUUUCUCAGCAACAAUGACUCCUAUGCGUUCUUCAGCCAGUUCCAAGGUGGGCAUCACCUCCUGGUGACAGGCUUAACAGGCACCAAUGUCAUGGACAUCCAGGCCGUUUUAAUUAGAGCCACGGAGAGAUUGUGA